AUGGCGUCGGCAAUCUUCUUCCUCGACCUAAAGGGCAAGACUCUUCUCGCGCGCAACUAUCGCGGUGACAUUCCCAUGUCUGCCGUCGAGAAGUUUCCCGUCUUGCUCUCGGAGGCCGAAGAGGAAUCUUCCGCUGUGCCGCCAUGCUUUUCUGACGAAGGGAUUAAUUACCUCUACAUCCGUCAUAGCAAUCUCUAUCUUCUCGCUCUGACCAAGCGCAAUACCAAUGCUGCGGAGAUCCUCCUCUUUCUUCACAAGAUUGUCGAGGUGUUCACCGAGUAUUUCAAAGAGUUGGAAGAAGAGUCAAUUCGCGACAACUUCGUCAUCAUCUACGAGUUGUUGGACGAGAUGAUGGACUUUGGCUAUCCGCAAACCACGGAGUCGAAGAUCCUACAAGAGUACAUCACCCAAGAGUCACACAAGCUCGAGGUUCAGGCGCGUCCUCCUAUUGCUGUCACCAAUGCUGUGUCCUGGAGAAGUGAGGGUAUCCGUUACCGCAAGAACGAAGUCUUCCUUGACGUCGUCGAGUCCCUCAAUCUCUUGGUCUCAGCCACAGGCAAUGUCCUUCGCUCAGAGAUCCUCGGCGCCAUCAAGAUGAAGUGUUACCUGUCCGGCAUGCCAGAACUCCGCUUGGGCUUGAAUGAUAAGGUCAUGUUCGAGACUACAGGCCGAGCCACUCGCGGCAAAGCAGUGGAGAUGGAAGACGUCAAGUUCCACCAAUGCGUGAGACUGUCUCGCUUCGAGAACGAUCGCACCAUCAGCUUCAUCCCUCCUGAUGGAGAGUUCGAACUCAUGAGCUACCGUCUCAACACUGCUGUCAAGCCCCUCAUCUGGGUGGAGUGCGUCGUUGAGUCUCACUCUGGCUCUCGCAUCGAGUACAUGCUCAAGGCGCGCGCUCAAUUCAAGAGACGAUCAACAGCCAACAACGUUGAGAUCAUCAUCCCCGUCCCCGACGAUGCUGACUCUCCGCGAUUCCGCACCAACGUUGGUUCCGUCCACUACGCGCCCGAGAAGUCCGCCAUAGUCUGGAAGAUCAAGCAAUUUGGAGGUAGCAAAGAGUUCCUCAUGCGCGCCGAGCUGGGCUUGCCCAGUGUGAAGGGCGAUGACGAGCGUGGUGGCGGGAUGACCGGCGGUUUCGGUGGUAGCAUGGGUGGCAUUGGAGAAGGCAAAUCCAAGCGACCGAUCAAUGUCAAGUUUGAGAUCCCGUACUUCACCACCAGUGGUAUUCAAGUCCGCUACUUGAAGAUCAUUGAACCAAAGUUGCAAUACCCUUCCCUUCCCUGGGUUCGCUACAUUACUCAAUCUGGCGACAUCGCUGUCCGUCUCCCAGACGUUCAGACGGGCUAG
Molecule: messenger RNA, 1347 nt
Organism: Cladophialophora yegresii CBS 114405
Lineage: Eukaryota; Fungi; Ascomycota; Eurotiomycetes; Chaetothyriales; Herpotrichiellaceae
Product: AP-1 complex subunit mu-1
Exons: 4
Coding region: 1-1347 (448 amino acids)
Biological process (GO): intracellular protein transport; vesicle-mediated transport
Cellular component (GO): clathrin adaptor complex; clathrin-coated vesicle
Molecular function (GO): clathrin-cargo adaptor activity
Source: RefSeq, a predicted model, not a curated record